AUGUCUUUUAAUAGUCCAUUUGAUGAUGAUCUUGAGAGAGUGGCAACAAACCGCUCUCAUAGAUAUAAAGAUUAUCCCGAGUUUGAAUCACUUUCAGAGAGUGUUGAAAAUCAGUUGCAUCAUAUAAAUACUUCAUUGCUAGUAGAUAUUAAACGGGAUUUAGCUGAUUUUGAACAAGAUCCUAAUGACUCUAAAAGAGCCGAAGCAUUGAGCCCUAGUUUUAUGAGAGCAACUGAAUCCUACAAGAAACUAAAUGAUUUUGUAAAGCAACUAAAUAAUGCUAUUAAAACGGUUGAAAAUAAUCAUGAGGACGUUGAAACUAUUAGCUACUUGAAGCAGAGGGAAGGAAUCCAAAUCAAGUUGAUUAGGGAUAGUCUUUCAAGGUUCAAGAAUUACCAAAAACGCUUUGAAUCAAAGCAAUCGGAGCAGUUGCCAGGGCUAGUGGAUACUUCAAGCGAACAACAGGCUCUGCAACUGCAACUGCAACUGCAACUGCAACUGCAACUGCAACUGCAAGUUCAGAUUACAUAUGAGCCCGUAAACAGUGAGGAACUAGAACAGCAGACAAUACUCAUAGAACAAAGAGAAAGGGAAAUACACCAAAUCCAACAAGAUACUCAGGAAAUAAAUAACAUCUUUUCAAAUUUGUCUACUAUCAUAAAUGAACAACAGUUUCAAAUUGACAGCAUUGAAAAUAACAUUUUCAGCUACAGUUCCAAUGCUCAACAAGCCUCAAACGAGUUGACAAGUGCCCAGAGGUAUCAAAAACGAUCAAAUAGCACUUUGUUUUGCUAUUUUAUGAUUCUCCUUGGUAUCCUGACUUUUAUAAUUUUACUUAAACUAAUAUUCUAG
Lodderomyces oxycetoniae is the source of this 852-nucleotide messenger RNA. It is a transcript of the gene PEP12, whose product is annotated as SNAP receptor. NCBI's taxonomy places the organism in Eukaryota, Fungi, Ascomycota, Pichiomycetes, Serinales, Debaryomycetaceae. Bases 1 to 852 code for a protein of 283 amino acids. Gene Ontology annotation, cellular component: endomembrane system; SNARE complex; membrane. Gene Ontology annotation, molecular function: SNARE binding; SNAP receptor activity. The record is from RefSeq and is a predicted model, not a curated record. The transcript has a single exon. Gene Ontology annotation, biological process: Golgi to vacuole transport; vesicle fusion; intracellular protein transport.